Messenger RNA from Mycena citricolor, 2132 nucleotides. The record is from the annotation of a GenBank genome assembly. NCBI's taxonomy places the organism in Eukaryota, Fungi, Basidiomycota, Agaricomycetes, Agaricales, Mycenaceae.
GCGACAUGACGGUAAGGACGAGGGCGGAGAUCUGACUCGGGCGCGGGAAAAUGGAAGCCAGAUCUAGUGUGGUCACGACACCGCUCAUUUUGCUUGAUCAUGACCUGCUUCCUAGCACGCCGUGCGCGUUUGCAGGUCGCGCUCGGCGCACCACUAUACUCUCGCUUCAUCACUCGACCAUGUCCGUCCUCGAGGCGCUCUUUCUUCUCCUUCUUUCGCAAGACCGCCAAACCGGCCGAACGGGAGCAGCACGUCCCGCUUUUGACCGAGGAUAAUCUCUUCCAUCCAUUUUCCAAGUCCCCGUUCCCUAUGCUGCGCGCCCGAGGAGAAGCCAUCAAAAAUCUUGCUCCGUGUCCUGUCUGCACGUCUUCGCAUGAGCAUGGACACCCCCACGCGACGGAGCCGCAGAACGUUUCGUAUGAAUGUCCGGAUUGCGGCUGGCCUACGCACUGUUCGGAGGAGCACUGGCAGCAGGACGAGGAGCAUAAAAAGUACUGCAUGCGGCUACGGGAGGCGAAUGAGGACGAACAUGACCUUCGGAGUGGACGGAGAAUGACUGAAUUUGAACUGCCGGGUCCACAGGGCUACGAAGAAGCUAUCUCGUUCUCAAACUGGGAUAUCUUUUGGUAUACCCGUGGGUUUAUGUCGAUGGACACGGAGCGGUCACGGCGACAUGCCAGUAAACUGUUGACUUACCCGAUCACCAUUGGCGGUGCUCUGCACCAGUUUAGCCCGCUCAUGACAAGCAACCAGAGAGUAACCCCGGAGGGUAGUCGGUCCUUGGCAGCUAUCCGGUCGACUCUUCAUGUUCCCCUUGGAGCUCCUGAAACGCCCGAAGCUCAAGUUGGAAAACCUCAAGUCCGGGUGUUCAUUCUGGGAGCGCGAGCUGAGUCGUCGCUUCCCGUCCAUGUUUGGGAGCAACUUUGUCUCCUCUUCCCCGCUGCUCAACUACAUCUCCUUUUCAUCGGCCCGCAAGUCUCGCUACCCAAACCAGACACCCCGGCUCCUCCGAAUCAAUCUCAGUCUGGCAACACCGCCGAACCAAUUGCGAAAGAUUCCACGACGGAGAUGCCAUCUGGAUCUGACUCUUCCCAGACCUCGGCUGUUCCCGUCAAGCUGAACAAGCUCCAGGAGCUCCAGCAGCGAUCGGACUAUACCCCGAACAUCUAUAGACCACCCGCUCCGAUGCCCAUUGACCGCCAAAAGUACACUCGCAACUCGGUCAGCCGAUAUGGGGUUCCAUCGUACACAACUCCAUAUACGAAGGAGCUGACCGUCUCCGGCCUGCGGACGAACUACAUUGACGUGCACCACCACUUCUCGGAAACGCUCGAUCCGUACAGCGACGUGUUCUUCUUCUUUUCGCCAGGCUUCGGAUUUCCGUCAGAAAAGUCCUUUGCGGAGGAUGGGGUGACACCGCUCCCGCAGAUCGCCUCUCCCACCGAAUGGGGGCCCGUGCUGCCUGCUCUGCUCGAGUCAAAAUGCCCGAUCUUCGUGACUGGGUUCUCUCCUACCGACAUUGAGCGUGACGUGCGGUCGCUUUCGGAGGCGCCGGACGUUGCUGGCCAGUUCGAGUGGGUCAUUACUCCUGGCCCCAAUCCGUUUGGCAGCGAAAAGUGGGAGAUUGCCGAUUUCGACCCGCGGGUCAUGAUCAAGGCAAACUGGGGCAUUUGGGCUAUCAGAGGCCGUAGUAAAGAUAUUCAGGAAAGAAGUAUGCUGGAUGGAAUUCUCCCAUGGAAACAGUAGAAUUAUCUGAAUUUGAUCAAUCCCUUCGCAUGACUACUAGUAAAUUUGCUUCAGUUUCAGGCUCUUUAUCCAGUUUUGCUGACUGGAUUGCUGAGUGGAUUGCUUCUUUGCCGCUCGGUUCAUCUUACGACGCUGCUCGUUGAACACGAUCUUUAGAUAUUUUAUGAUCAGAUCCAGUCGGAUCUCAGUGCGGUCUCUGAACUCUCGAAAAUGGGUCCGCAGCUGAGCCCCUUCAGUCGCUACUGCCAUGACCCAUAUUUUCGAGGAGACCUACCUCAUUCCUGAUGGCUUUCAUUGCCUCCGGCUGAGUUGAAAGAACACGGCUAGUUCUCCAAUGUCUCCUCCCAACCGCACGGUACCUCUCCUACUACAGCGUUUAGACGAAU